Messenger RNA from Leptidea sinapis, 1269 nucleotides. RefSeq names its product lipase 3-like. The transcript has a single exon. Gene Ontology annotation, molecular function: hydrolase activity, acting on ester bonds. The record is from RefSeq and is a predicted model, not a curated record. Bases 1 to 1269 code for a protein of 422 amino acids. NCBI's taxonomy places the organism in Eukaryota, Metazoa, Arthropoda, Insecta, Lepidoptera, Pieridae.
AUGAAGCAUUUCAUCUUCCCAGACAUUGAUCACGAUACCCCAGUGGAUUUUCAAAUACAAAAAAGAAUCAAGAAAGUAUUUUACGACUUUGUCAAAGGAAUGCCUGCUGAAAUCGGAACAGAACUACCCGAGUCAAUUGAGUUAAAAUUGGAACCAACUUCUUUAUUGUCUACUCCUCAAUUGGCAGCAAUACAUGGAAAACGUCUAGAAACACAUGUAGUACUUUCAAAGGAUGGAUAUCUUUUAACUUUACAUCGUCUUAUAAAUCCUUGUAUAAAUGAAGGUUGCAAAGCCAACCUUAAUGAAACUAUACUCUUACACCAUGGCUUAUUAGGAAGUUCAGCAGAUUGGAUAUUACUUGGACCAAAUAAAUCACUUCCUUAUUUAUUAUCCAAUAUGGGUUAUGACGUUUGGAUGAUAAAUGCAAGAGGUAACUACUAUUCUAGAGGCCACAUUAAUAUGAAUGUUAAUGAUGUUAAUUACUGGAAAUUUUCAUGGCAUGAAAUGGGAUAUUAUGAUCUACCUGCUGUCUUGGAAUAUAUGAAGAGUGCUAAAAGUAAUGACCUUUCCAUUAACUUUAUUGGACAUUCUAUGGGAACAACGUGUUUUCUAGUUUUGCUUUCCUCAUUAUCCGAUUAUAAUAAGUAUUUUAAGAUGGGUAUACUUCUAGCGCCUCUUUCAUUUUUAAAUAAUGCAAAAGGUCCAAUAAACUUAAUACCUAAAAAUCCAACCGAUCACGUGCUCAAAUUAUUAGGAAACGGAGAAUUCUUGGCGCAUCGAAGAAUUCCAACAUGGUUAAGAAGAGGACAUUGUACAAAACAAAAGAUGUUUUGCAGCAAUCCGUUAUUUUUUAUUACUGGUGGGGCCCCAGAUGCUGUUAAUUAUUGGGAAAACAGUUUCACUGCAAGAGUCUUACACCAUGUGCCAGCAGGUGGAUCUACGAAUACAAUAUUGCAUUAUGCUCAACUGGUAAAAAGUGGAAAAUUUCACAAGUUUGACAAAGAAGAUGAUGAAUACGAAUUAAGUAAGAUAACAGUUCCUAUUGCAUUUAUAACUUCUAGCGACGAUUGGCUUAGUACAAUACCUGAUGUAUUAAGAUUAUAUUUUAGUGUUACAAAUCCUAUAGACCAUUACAUUAUUCGUGAUAAAAACAUAAGUCAUACUGAUUUUGUUUGGGGCCCGUCAGCAAACGAGUUGAUAUUUGAAAAAGUAUUUUUCUAUCUAAUGAAUGGUUUGAAUUACGAAUCAUCAUAUUUUAAUGAGGUUUGA